AUGGGAGGAAAGAGUCCAGGGCAGAGAUACGGUGUCAAGACCCUAGAUGGUGACUUUGUCCAUGCUGGAAACAUUCUUGCUACUCAGAGGCUGAUGCGAUGGCACCCAGGGUCCCAGGUAGGAAUUGGCCGAAAUAACACUCUGUACGCACUAGAGGAUGGCAUUGUACGUUACACCAAAGAAGUCUAUGUACCAAGACCUCGUAGCAGUGAUGGUAUCAAAGUUAUCCCCAAGCUACCUAUGGGCGCAGUUCUAUAUAAAACCUUCAUUAAUGUCAUUCCGGAGCCUAAAGAACAUAGCUUUAAAUUGGUGGAAAUGAUGUGA
Molecule: messenger RNA, 324 nt
Organism: Staurois parvus
Lineage: Eukaryota; Metazoa; Chordata; Amphibia; Anura; Ranidae
Source: the annotation of a GenBank genome assembly